Messenger RNA from Venturia canescens, 4985 nucleotides. RefSeq lists its product as uncharacterized. Bases 40 to 4761 code for a protein of 1573 amino acids. Lineage: Eukaryota; Metazoa; Arthropoda; Insecta; Hymenoptera; Ichneumonidae. The transcript is spliced from 2 exons. The record is from RefSeq and is a predicted model, not a curated record.
GCGUUGGAACCCGAUCGUGAACCACUGUUGGAUCCGGAAAUGGAACCGACGUUACUUGCGGCGUUAGAUGCUGCGUUGGAUCCAGAUCUUGAUCCACUUGCUGAAGCGCUGUUAGAACCGGCGUUACUUGCUGCAUUGGAGGCUGCGUUGGAACCUGAACGUGAUCCGCUGUUGGAUCCGGAAAUGGAACCUGCGUUACUUGCGGCGUUAGAUGCUGCGUUGGAGCCAGAUCUUGAUCCACUUGCUGAAGCGCUGUUAGAACCGGCGUUACUUGCUGCAUUGGAGGCUGCGUUGGAACCUGAACGUGAUCCGCUGUUGGAUCCGGAAAUGGAACCUGCGUUACUUGCGGCGUUGGACGCUGCGUUAGAGCCAGAUCUUGAACCACUUGCUGAAGCACUGUUAGAACCGGCGUUACUUGCUGCAUUGGAGGCUGCGUUGGAACCUGAACGUGAUCCGCUGUUGGAUCCGGAAAUGGAACCUGCGUUACUUGCGGCGUUAGAUGCUGCGUUGGAGCCAGAUCUUGAUCCACUUGCUGAAGCGCUGUUAGAACCGGCGUUACUUGCUGCAUUGGAGGCUGCGUUGGAACCUGAACGUGAUCCGCUGUUGGAUCCGGAAAUGGAACCUGCGUUACUUGCGGCGUUAGAUGCUGCGUUGGAGCCAGAUCUUGAUCCACUUGCUGAAGCACUGUUAGAACCGGCGUUACUUGCUGCAUUGGAGGCUGCGUUGGAACCUGAACGUGAUCCGCUGUUGGAUCCGGAAAUGGAACCUGCGUUACUUGCGGCGUUAGAUGCUGCGUUGGAGCCAGAUCUUGAGCCACUUGCUGAAGCGCUGUUAGAACCGGCGUUACUUGCUGCAUUGGAGGCUGCGUUGGAACCUGAACGUGAUCCACUGUUGGAUCCAGAAAUGGAACCUGCGUUACUUGCGGCGUUAGAUGCUGCGUUGGAGCCAGAUCUUGAUCCACUUGCUGAAGCGCUGUUAGAACCGGCGUUACUUGCUGCGUUGGAGGCUGCGUUGGAACCUGAACGUGAUCCACUGUUAGAUCCUGACCGAGAACCUGCGUUACUUGCUGCAUUGGAGGCUGCGUUGGAACCUGAUCGUGAUCCACUGUUGGAUCCGGAAAUGGAACCUGCGUUACUUGCUGCGUUGGAGGCUGCGUUGGAACCUGAUCGUGAUCCACUGUUGGAUCCGGACCGGGAACCUGCGUUACUUGCUGCAUUGGAGGCUGCGUUAGAGCCAGAUCUUGAUCCACUUGCUGAAGCGCUGUUAGAACCGGCGUUACUUGCUGCGUUGGAGGCUGCGUUGGAACCAGAUCGUGAACCACUUGCUGAAGCACUGUUAGAACCGGCGUUACUUGCUGCGUUUGAGGCUGCGUUGGAACCUGAUCGUGAUCCGCUGUUGGAUCCGGAAAUGGAACCUGCGUUACUUGCGGCGUUAGAUGCUGCGUUGGAGCCAGAUCUUGAUCCACUUGCUGAAGCACUGUUAGAACCGGCGUUACUUGCUGCGUUGGAGGCUGCGUUGGAACCCGAUCGUGAUCCACUGUUGGAUCCUGACCGAGAACCUGCGUUACUUGCUGCAUUGGAGGCUGCGUUGGAACCUGAUCGUGAUCCACUGUUGGAUCCGGAAAUGGAACCUGCGUUACUUGCAGCGUUGGAGGCUGCGUUGGAACCUGAUCGUGAUCCACUGUUGGAUCCAGACCGGGAACCUGCGUUACUUGCUGCAUUGGAGGCUGCGUUAGAGCCAGAUCUUGAUCCACUUGCUGAAGCGCUGUUGGAACCGGCGUUACUUGCUGCAUUGGAGGCUGCGUUGGAACCUGAACGUGAUCCACUGUUGGAUCCGGAAAUGGAACCUGCGUUACUUGCGGCAUUAGAUGCUGCGUUGGAGCCAGAUCUUGAUCCACUUGCUGAAGCACUGUUAGAACCGGCGUUACUUGCUGCGUUGGAGGCUGCGUUGGAACCUGAUCGUGAUCCGCUGUUGGAUCCGGAAAUGGAACCUGCGUUACUUGCGGCGUUAGAUGCUGCGUUGGAGCCAGAUCUUGAUCCACUUGCUGAAGCGCUGUUAGAACCGGCGUUACUUGCUGCGUUGGAUGCUGCGUUGGAACCUGAUCGAGAUCCGCUGUUGGAUCCGGAAAUGGAACCUGCGUUACUUGCGGCGUUAGAUGCUGCGUUGGAGCCAGAUCUUGAUCCACUUGCUGAAGCACUGUUAGAACCGGCGUUACUUGCUGCGUUGGAGGCUGCGUUGGAACCCGAUCGUGAUCCACUGUUGGAUCCUGACCGAGAACUUGCGUUACUUGCUGCAUUGGAGGCUGCGUUGGAACCUGAUCGUGAUCCACUGUUGGAUCCGGAAAUGGAACCUGCGUUACUUGCAGCGUUGGAGGCUGCGUUGGAACCUGAUCGUGAUCCACUGUUGGAUCCAGACCGGGAACCUGCGUUACUUGCUGCAUUGGAGGCUGCGUUAGAGCCAGAUCUUGAUCCACUUGCUGAAGCGCUGUUAGAACCGGCGUUACUUGCUGCGUUGGAGGCUGCGUUGGAACCUGAUCGUGAUCCACUGUUGGAUCCGGAAAUGGAACCUGCGUUACUUGCGGCGUUGGACGCCGCGUUAGAGCCAGAUCUUGAACCACUUGCUGAGGCACUAUUAGAACCGGCGUUACUUGCUGCGUUGGAUGCUGCAUUAGAGCCAGAUCUUGAACCACUUGCUGAAGCACUGUUAGAACCGGCGUUACUUGCUGCGUUGGAGGCUGCGUUGGAACCUGAACGUGAUCCACUGUUGGAUCCGGAAGUGGAACCGGCGUUACUUGCGGCGUUAGACGCUGCGUUGGAGCCAGAUCUUGAACCACUUGCUGAAGCACUGUUAGAACCGGCGUUACUUGCUGCGUUGGAGGCUGCGUUGGAACCUGAUCGUGAUCCACUGUUAGAUCCUGACCGGGAACCUGCGUUACUUGCGGCGUUGGACGCCGCGUUAGAGCCAGAUCUUGAACCACUUGCUGAAGCACUGUUAGAACCGGCGUUACUUGCUGCGUUGGAGGCUGCGUUGGAACCAGAUCGUGAACCACUUGCUGAAGCACUGUUAGAACCGGCGUUACUUGCUGCGUUGGAGGCUGCGUUGGAACCUGAUCGUGAUCCACUGUUGGAUCCGGAAAUGGAACCUGCGUUACUUGCGGCGUUGGACGCCGCGUUAGAGCCAGAUCUUGAACCACUUGCUGAGGCACUAUUAGAACCGGCGUUACUUGCUGCGUUGGAUGCUGCAUUAGAGCCAGAUCUUGAACCACUUGCUGAAGCACUGUUAGAACCGGCGUUACUUGCUGCGUUGGAGGCUGCGUUGGAACCUGAACGUGAUCCACUGUUGGAUCCGGAAAUGGAACCGGCGUUACUUGCGGCGUUAGAAGCUGCGUUGGAACCUGAUCGUGAUCCACUGUUGGAUCCGGAAAUGGAACCUGCGUUACUUGCGGCGUUGGAUGCCGCGUUGGAGCCAGAUCUUGAACCACUUGCUGAAGCACUGUUAGAACCGGCGUUACUUGCUGCGUUGGAGGCUGCGUUGGAACCUGAUCGUGAUCCACUGUUAGAUCCUGACCGGGAACCUGCGUUACUUGCGGCGUUGGACGCCGCGUUAGAGCCAGAUCUUGAACCACUUGCUGAAGCACUGUUAGAACCGGCGUUACUUGCUGCGUUGGAGGCUGCGUUGGAACCAGAUCGUGAACCACUUGCUGAAGCACUGUUAGAACCGGCGUUACUUGCUGCGUUGGAGGCUGCGUUGGAACCUGAUCGUGAUCCACUGUUGGAUCCGGAAAUGGAACCUGCGUUACUUGCGGCGUUGGACGCCGCGUUAGAGCCAGAUCUUGAACCACUUGCUGAGGCACUAUUAGAACCGGCGUUACUUGCUGCGUUGGAUGCUGCAUUAGAGCCAGAUCUUGAACCACUUGCUGAAGCACUGUUAGAACCGGCGUUACUUGCUGCGUUGGAGGCUGCGUUGGAACCUGAACGUGAUCCACUGUUGGAUCCGGAAAUGGAACCGGCGUUACUUGCGGCGUUAGACGCUGCGUUGGAACCAGACCUUGAACCACUUGCUGAGGCACUGUUAGAUCUGGCGUUACUUGCUGCGUUGGAAGCUGCGUUGGAACCUGAUCGUGAUCCACUGUUGGAUCCAGAACUAGAACCUGCGUUACUUGCGGCGUUGGACGCUGCAUUGGAACCAGAUCUUGAACCACUUGCUGAAGCACUGUUAGAACCGGCGUUACUUGCGGCGUUGGACGCUGCGUUGGAACCUGCACGUGAUCCACUGUUGGAUCCGUCAAUUGAACCUGCGUUAGUUGCGGCGUCGGAUGCUGCGAGUGAUGCACUUCCUGCUCCACUUGAGGAUCGUGAAUGGCUGUGUCCACGACCUGCGGAUUUUCGCGACGAAAUACUUUCGAUAUCCCAAACAUCAUUGAUCUCUUUCAUUGUAAUGACCGCUUCGUUGUUUUCGCUCGGAUGUAAUGGGACUAGUUUCCAUCCUUCGAUUUCGGCUAAUCGUUCUAAAUCAAUUUCUAGUUCUAUUUCUUUUCCAAUACUCAGACCAUCUUUUUUUUCUGGCUCAAUUAUGAUAUCCAAUAACAAUGGUUCUGCCGCUUCAACGACCUCUCCACCGGAUGAUGCAUUGUUUGUCGAUAUUAAUCCCUGGAAGACCAGCAAAGUCAGUAAUGAAGCUAGAACCUUCAUCUUGAAAGAGUUUGCAGGUUCUGUGUCUCGUUUCCAUGCUGCUUCGUUUAUAUACACUCCUAUCAACUGAAUAAACAAUGUUUUUAUUUCGCUCCCGAUGCGUAUUGUUAUCUUUUUUCGACCAUCUUUGUUAAUUUUUAUUUCUUGUACAAUUAUUUACGCAUUUUUUUAUGCGUUUCGAAUAAUACUCUAUACGGCAUCGUGUGUCUCAAUCUUUUUUACAAUUACAUUUGUAAUGUUAUGUUUGUAAACCAGUGACUCCCUUCAUCUUUACACUCCAUUUCGAUCUACGUA